Messenger RNA from Vitis vinifera (wine grape), 6534 nucleotides. RefSeq lists its product as uncharacterized. The transcript is spliced from 3 exons. The record is from RefSeq and is a predicted model, not a curated record. NCBI's taxonomy places the organism in Eukaryota, Viridiplantae, Streptophyta, Magnoliopsida, Vitales, Vitaceae. The coding region runs from base 326 to 6196 and encodes 1956 amino acids.
UAAGCUGUUGCUGAGGCAAAAGAAUUGAAAAAACAAAAGGAGAGAAAAAAAAGUGUAAAGCAGAGGAUUCUAUAGCUUUUCAAUUUUCUCAUUCUCUUUUGCUUUUUUUCCUUCAUUUUCCUUCGUUUUCUCUCUCAAGAAAAUUCAAGCUGUCUCCAACCCAUUAGUUUUCCUCCAUUGUUCUCUUCCUUUCUGCAACAGGUGUCUAAUUGAUCACCAUCUUAUUGUUCUGAAUUUCUCUUGAGAAACCAAAUGGAGUAGAAUUGAAGGUGCAAAAUAGUAAAUCUAGUGUUUCAGGUUUUAUUUUAUUUUUUAUAUUUUCUUUAUGCUUUGGCUCUGUUUUCUCAGGAACCAAAAAGGAAUUAUCGUUGUGUUUUUUCUAUUGAAACUGAUAUAUUUGUUUGAUAGAUCUAACGGGUAUUUGUUUGGUUUAUGCUUCCGAAACAGAUUGGAAAGAGAAACAAGUUGUAGAGAGAAAGUGAGGAAUAGUGAUAGAGAAAUGGGUUUUGACGGAUUGAAGAUUGGAAUUCAAAUCAAGAGAGGUUUGAUCUUUUCAACCAGAAUAUGUUAUAGAUCAGUAUGUAAUCAUCCAUUUCUGGUGGGUUUUGUGUUUUUCUUGAUUUUUCUGUACAGAUCAUUUCCUUUUGUGUUUUCCAUAUUGGUGUCAUCUUCCCCAGUUUUGGUUUGUACUAUUGUUUUGCUUGGAACCCUUUUGAGUUUUGGGCAACCACACAUACCUGAAAUCGAAAAAGACGUUGAAAAAGAAGUCGAAAAAGAAGAGAAGAUAACCCAUGAAAUUGCAGCUUUGAAAUCCCGGUCAGGGGUUUUGGAAGAUGCUGUUGUGGUUGAGAGAGGUGAGAGCUUUGGUGUGGAUAGAUACACAGGAAAAGGAGUGGAUGUGGUAGAGAAGGCCAUUGAAGAUAGGGGCUUAGAGGAGAUUGAUGUCUGUAAGGUUGAGAAAGGUGAUGGUUUGCUUGAAUGUGCUCCAUUGAUUGAAGAAAAAUCUCGGGAAAUUCAUUUGGAGAAGCCGGUGAUCGAGGAAGAGGAGGGAGAUUUUCAUGAUUUCCAGUGUGGACCGACUGAGGAAAUUCAUGAGGAGAAACCAAGGGUUGAAGGUAUGUUGGGUGAAAGCGAAGUUGUUGAGAAUCACUACACUUUGAUUCAAAGUUUAGAAGAUGAGGAUCAUGAAGUGGAAAAUGAUAAAUCGCCAGUUGGGCUUGUGGUUGCACGGAUGGGAGAUAGCUUGGAAUUUUCCCCAGGGUUAUCUUGGAAGCAUGAGGAGGACAACAAUGAGCCUUCGGAUUCUGGGUCCGAUGGAGGAGAGAGUUCAUCUCCAGAUGCUUCAAUGGCUGAUAUUAUACCAUUGCUUGAUGAGCUCCACCCACUUUUAGACUCAGAAUCUCCUCAGCCUGCUCUUAUCUCCCAUGAUGACUCGGAUGCAGCUUCAGAACGGUCUCGUAAGAGUAAUGAUGGCAGUGCUGAGUCAAGUGAGGAUACUGAAAACCAACAAGAAGAAGAUGAUGUUGAUGAUGAAGGUGAUGACGAUGAGGACGAUGAGGAAGAAGAGGCACAGGGCAGUAAAGUAGAUGAAACUAAAUCUGGAAUCACUUGGACAGAGGAUGACCAAAAGAAUCUAAUGGAUUUGGGAACUUCUGAGCUGGAAAGAAAUCAACGACUGGAGAAUCUUAUCUUAAGGAGAAGAGCACGGAAAAACAUGAAAGUGGUGGCUGAGAAGAAUCUUAUAGACUUAGAAAGUGCUGAUCCUCCCUUCUAUGUCCCUCCCAUUUCAACAACAAGGCGCAAUCCUUUUGAUAGCCCUUGUGAUUCUUAUGACGAUAUGGGUUUACCACCCAUUCCUGGAUCUGCUCCUUCCAUUUUGGUACCGAGACGAAAUCCUUUUGAUCUUCCUUAUGACUCUAGUGAAGAGAAACCUGAUCUUAAAGGAGACAGUUUUGAACAAGAGUUCAUGGCAUUUCACCAGAAGGACAUGCUCUUCCGAAGACAUGAAAGUUUCAGCCUGGGAGCUUCAUCUUUUGGGGGUCCUAGGCACGAGAGGCAACACAUCAAAUGGAGACCGUAUUUUGUACCAGAACGAAUGGCUGGGGAAGGGACAAGCUAUCCUGUGUUUGAAAGACAAUCAAGUGGAUUUAGUGAUUCGAAGGCAAGCUCUGUCCCUGAAACUGAGUCAGUAAGUUCAGCUGUGGAUGAGGAAGAUUCCAAGGUAAUUGACCAAGAUGUUUCUCAGGAAACAGAGGUCAUGCCCAACAUAGACCAUGUAUCUGACCAUGUUGAAGAUGGAAGACAAUCUUCUGAAGAUUCUGAUUCUGAGGAGGGUGACCAAGUCGAGAAGACAGAAAUUGAUCUUAAUGUGGUUGCACAGCCUGCAGAUGAGGUAAAUCUCCAUGAAAUUGAAUCAAGCUUUGCAACUCCUAUAGAAUUGGACAUGAGUGAAGUUUGUCUGGAAGCAGAAGCAGGUGAAGAGAAAUACAGCAGCAGGUCAAGCUCAUCACGAUCGUCAGAAGUGAGUGACCACAGCUUUGAUUUGAAACCAGAUGAAGAGUCAUCAAUUUUGGAGUCAAGGAAAGCUGAGGUUAUUGAGGAAUCUGGAAAUCAAAUACAGCCUUCACAAGAAGGGUCAGGUUUCAGUUUUGUUACUGGGAUUGUGGUUGAACAUCCUCACAAGGAGCCUGUUUAUGAUUCGAGCCCACCAGCAGUUGAGAAGAAUCUCUCUUCUUCAUCCAUUUCUUCUGAUCUGCCAGUAGAAAUGUCUGAAAUUGGUGUACCUACCACCGCAUCAUCUGAAACGACUGCUCCUUUGGCAUGUAAAGAAUCUGAAGUCAGUAAAGAAAUCAUGGAGGGUGCUUCUGGUAAUGAGGAGACAUGGGCAACCUCAUCGCAACUGCAUGUGGUAGAUGAAAAUGAAUCGAGAUCAUGGGAAGUUAAAGAGAUGAGGGAGCAUGAUGAUAUAAAGUUUGGGUUCUCAGCAGUUGACCAGAAUUCUGAUAAUCCAAUAUCUGUGGUGCCCAAGUCUGUGCCUGAGCAUGUUUCAACUGAUUCAAGUUCAUCUGCUUCAGACACUGAAUCAGUAGAGGAGGUUGUGAUGCAUAAAGACGAAAGUUUUCAGCAUGAGCAGGAUCAAGUUGACCGAUUAAAUUUUGGUGUGGAGUUUCAAACUAGGGAAGUACACCAAGAGGUGAGUGAGAAUAGGGACUUUAUGACUUCUAGAGAUCUGGAUAUGCCUUCUGAAAGUACAACAUUGUCUGCCAUGGAGGAACAACAUCCUUCAUUGGUGGUUGAGCAAGUUUCAGUGGUUCAUCCCAAUUUGUCUUCAUCGGAGACUAACUCAGUAGAGGAGGAUUCAGCAGAUGAGGAAGAAACACUGCAAUUUGAACAUCACCAAGUGCACUCAGCAGGUUAUGAUGCAAAGAUUGGUAAUAAUCAAGAUGUGGAUGAGAAGCUGGUUUCUGUGGAUGUUUCCAAUUUAUCUUCAUCAGAGACUAAAUUAGUGGAGGAGGAUUCAACAAUAAUGGAAGAUACUCUUCAGUUUGAACGUAACCAAGUAACUUCUCCGGGUUCUGACGCAAUUAUUGGUGAUCAACAAGAUGUGGAUAGGAAGCUGAUUCCUGUGGAUGGUUCCAAUUUAUAUUCAUCAGAGACUAAAUCAGUGGAGGAGGAUUCAACAGUAGUGGAAGAAACUCUUCAGUUUGAACAUGGCCAAGUACCCUCACCAGGUUCUGAUGCAAAGAUUGGUGACCAACAAGAUGUGGAUGGGAAGCUGGUUUCUGUGGACAGUUCUAAUUUACCUUCAUCAGAGACAAAAUCAGCGGAGGAGAAUUCAACAGGUAAAGAAGAAACUCUUCAUGACCAAGUACACUCACCAGUUUCUGAUGUAAAGAUUGGUGAUCACCAAAUUGUAGAUGAGAAGCUGGUUUCUGUGGAUGGUUCCAAUUUAUCUUCAUCAGAGACAAAAUCAGCAGAGGAUUCAACAGGUAACAAAGAAACUCUUCAAUUUGAACAUGACCAAGUACACUUAUCAAGUUCUGAUGCAAAGAUUGGUGGCUACCAAGAUGAGGAUGAGAAGCUGGAUGAUGGUUCUCAAAAUGUGUCUCCCCGGGAAAUGUCUUUGUCUGAACUGGAGAAAUUGCUGCCUUCAGCUCUGUCAGAUAAAUCUACAGUCAAACCAUCUUUGGAUGCUCAUGAAGAACCCCAUGAACCAUAUAUUAUCCCGUUGGAGUGUAUUGAGGAAGUAGGCAUCACCAACAAUCUGAAUGUGCUGAGGAGCCAUGAGCUUGAGGAUAACAUUUCAUCAUAUCCCUCUCUUACCUCUAUCUUGUCUGAGGUUUCGGAGAACAGAUCAUCCUCAUCUGCUGUAGAUCCAAAAUAUGACGCAGUUGAUGGAAUUGAGAUUGACAGCCAGAAACUUUCUGGUUUAGUACUCUUAGAUUUUCCAGUGGCAGCGUGUCAUGUUCUUGAGGAAAAUGUUGAUGAUGAAGAGGGAGAUGAGAUAAAGGAGUUUGAUGAAGGGUUGUUGGCAGAAUUGGAUAGAGUUGGUGACUUUAGUGUUAAUGGAGUUGGAUCGAACUUGAAUGAGAUUGAAGAGAGAGGCACCCUUCUUAUGCCACAUGAUACUGAAACCAGGACUAUUCGAUUUGUUGAAGAUGAUUGUAAUGAAGUUGAUGAAAGUAAGGUUGUUAUUGAAGAGGAGAAUGAUAAAUUUCUAGAAGUCAAAGAGAGUGACUCAGGGUUUCAGUUGUCUAGAGCUAGCUCCAUUGAACAUGUUGGUUCAUUCUCUAGGGAAUUUGAUGAUGGAGAAGUCAAGGAUUCAAAGCCCAACCAGGAACCAAUUACCAAUUUAGAGAUGUUAGUUAUUGAAGCCCGGUCUCUUGAAGACAUUGAUUUAGCUUUUAAGGAUGCUGAGUCAGUUUCAAAGGAAACUGAAGUUAAGUUUGCAGAGUCCAUGCUGCCUGACUUUGACAUCAAUUCAGGCAUGCCAACGAUUGAAGCACGGUCUUUUGAAAACAUUGAUUUAGCUUUGAAGGAUGCUGAACCAAUGUCAAGGGAAGCUAAAGUUGAGGAUGCGGAGCCCACGAUACCCGAUGUUGAAAUCAGUUCAAGGAUGCCAAUAAUUGAAGCGCGAUCCCUUGAAGACAUUGAUUUAGCUUUUAAGGGUACGGAAUUAAUGUCAAAGGAAGCCAUUGUACCUGACCUUGUCAUCAAUUCAGGCAUGCCAAUGAUUGAAGCACGAUCUCUUGAAGACAUCGAUUUAGUUUUGAAGGAUGCUGAGCCACCAAUGUCAAUAGAAACUGAAGUUGAGGCUUCAGAGUCCACAAUACCCGACAUUGAGAUCAAUUCAAUGAUGCUGGUCACUGAGGCGCGAUCCCUAGAAGACAUUGAUUUAGCUUUUAAGUAUACGGAAUCAAUGUCGAAGGAAACUGAAGUUGAAGGCAACUCCAACGUACCUGAAAAUGACAUCAAUUCCAUGGUAUACAAAAAUGAUGUCAAUUCUGAGAUGCUAGUGAUUGAAGCCCGAUCCCAUGAAGACAUUGAUUUAGCUUUCAAGGAUACCAAAUUAAUGUCAAAGGAGACUGAAGUUGAGAUUGAGGAGUCUAAGGUACCCGUCCACGAGAUCAGUAUGGAGAUGCCAAUUAUUGAAGCACGAUCCCUUGAAGAUAUCGAUUUAGCUCUAAAUGAUGCUGAACCAAGGUCAAAGGAGUCAUUUCCCGACCUUGAGAUCAAUUCGGUAAUGCCAGUUCUUGAAGAUCGAUCUCUUGAAGAUAUUGAUACAGCUUGCAAGAAAAACAUUGAAGAAGAAGGUGAGAAACCUAUCUUUGUGGAGUCUGCACUAUUUCCAAAAGAUUUGGAGCUGCCAGUUCUUGAAGCAAGGGCAAUUGACGAUAUUGAUUUGAAUUUCAAGCAACUCCAUGGUGGAGUAGAUCUUGAGAAAUCCAUCGUUUCCGGUCCAAUUGAUGGAAAACCCUUUGUUGAAUCCAAAUAUCUGGGGGAAGAAACAAACUUAGACCUACAAAUGGUAGAAGCAAGAUCACUAGAAGAUAUUCUCAAGGCUCUAAAGCAAGCCUCAGAAGGUAAUGCAGUAGACAAGGGGAGUUCCUCCAAGGAAAAUGAAUCCAGAACCGAAGAAUCUGGCACUCAGAGCACAAGUGCCGCUCAGACACUAGACCAUUCAAUUGGAAAUUGAGGAUGUGGGGUUUGACAAGAAAUGGUCUAACUCCAGGUCUGAUUGAAGAUGAUAAAGAAACAAGAAAAUAGUGGAUUGGAUUUCGAUGUUCUUCCAGUUUUUUUGUACGCGAUUACCAUUUUUUCUUGGUUUUGAUUUGCCUGUAUCUUUAGGUUUCAAGCAGCGUUUUGGUUGAUUGAUGGCUUCAAGAAUGAGUUUUUGGUUUGAUUUCUUGAAGUAUGAAAAUUUUCCUUGUAUUUCUAAAAAAGUAAGUAGUUUGAGGAGUUUGUAGUCUGGCUGUAUUGAGUUGCAUAUUGUAAAUUUGCAUUUUGUGAAUGUAGAAGUGAUUGAUUUGAGUA